GUGCGCGUGAAAUGUUGUGCACCGCGAGUUCAGCUGGCAGUCAGUCUGGUGGUUGGAGGCGCAAGGGUCGUACGCACGGAGAUGGCCGUGCCGCUCAGCUGAACGCACUCUCUGCCACCCUUUCGCUCUCGCCGCCCGUUCCCGAACGGCCAACAACCAUGGGGGCGAUGCACCCGUCCAACAGGCGCGUGGUUAACCGGGCCGACAGCGAGAAGGAAGAUGUGAACUUCGACCAUUUCCAAAUCCUGCGAGCCAUCGGCAAAGGCAGUUUUGGAAAGGUAUGCAUUGUGCGCAAAAGGGACUCGGGUCAGUUGUACGCAAUGAAGUACAUGAGUAAGGCCCAAUGCCGGUUGCGCGACGCUUUGAAAAACGUCCUUCGCGAGGUGGAAAUCCUCUCUUCAUUGGAUCACCCGUUCCUAGUCAACCUGUGGUUCUCCUUUCAAGACGAGGAGGAUUUGUUCCUGGUGACGGAUCUGAUGCUGGGCGGAGAUUUGCGAUAUCACCUCUCGCAAAGGGGAACCUUUUCAGAGUCGAGUGUCGCUCUGUUUGUUUACGAACUGGCUCUCGCGCUGGACUAUUUGCAGUCGAGGAGGAUUGUUCACAGGGACAUAAAGCCGGAUAAUAUUCUGCUUGAUGAGGAAGGACAUUCACAUAUCACAGACUUCAACAUAGCGUCAGUUUUAGAAGAAGGGCAGCUCGCUACAUCCAUGUCGGGGACCAAGCCUUAUAUGGCUCCUGAAAUAUUUGCGUGUGCCGCCGACGAGUGCGUUGGCUACAGCUUUGCGGUCGACUGGUGGUCGUUGGGCGUCGUGGCCUUUGAACUGGUGUGCGGGUCGCGGCCCUUUGACAUUCACUCGUCUACGCCGCUGAGCGACGUGCAGACCAUCCUGGCCACGCAACCCUCACAGCCCAUCGACGUCAGCGGCAGGAUGUGGGACCUUCUCGCCAGGUUGCUGAGUGCCCGACCUGGUGAGCGGCCUUGCUCGUUGGAGGAACUUCCUCUGGCCGCUUUGCUCCCUGGUUCUGGAAAGGAAACUAUUCUCAGCAAAUCCAUCACGCCUCAAUUUACGCCACCGAAGGGCCACUUGAACUGCGAUCCAACUUUCGAGCUCGAGGAGAUGAUAAUUGAGGCGCGGCCUCUGCACAAAAAGAAGAAAAGGCUCGCCAAGCAGCGUUCCAUCCGUGAAAAUCAGCUCAGCCUUGAUUUGGAUCCUGAACUGGCCGAUCCAGACUCGCCGACGAUGAUAGCCGAGUUCAGGAUUUUCAACCGCGAACGAGAAAUGGAGAGAAAGGAGCGAGAAGAAAGAGAGGCAGCCUGGGAGCAGGAGUUAAUCCAGGCGAUGAAUGCCAGCGAGAUGUCAUCGAUUCCAAUCAAGAAGACGACAGCCAUGUCUUUAGACGAGGAAUUGCUCGAAGAGCUGGAUGAAGAGGAGGAGGAUGAGAACGACGAGACUGAAGCGGACAAGCAGUUGCCGCAGCAAGACAAUCAAGGCCAGCAGAGCGAGUUGUCACGCAGCUUGAGCACCUCGUCCGGCGUAACGGCCAAAAAGUGACCAAAGGCCGCUGGAUCAUCUGACUCGAGUGAAAAGCUGAUCUGACUUUUUCCUUCAAAUGGAGCAGUCAGUUCAAAACUACAGCGACCAAAGCUCCUGUUGCUUAUGCAAUGCGCCGGGACUUGGAGUGAUGCAGGUUGUAUAAGUGCAAUUCUCUGAUAGAGAUUGCGUCUUUAACUCUCUCGGAUUUUAAAUUUCUAUCGAGCUCGCACUCCACGCACUGCAGUGGAAUAUUUUGGUAGAGAAUUUUUAUUUUUAGCAAAUGUAUCUUUUACCCACCAGUCGAAGGUGAUAAAAGAGGAAAUAAUAGUAGUUGUGUAUCAUAAAAUGCUGAACUUCUGAAAAGCAAUUUCAAUUUUCAUCAAGUACAGCGAAAAGAUUUCCCUCAAGCUUCUGAAUAUGUUUUCUUCAUUUUGACUUGCGAAGUUUCCAACUCGAGAUGUCGCAAACUGUAAGUGAAGCACCAUAUCACAGAAAGUUUAAAAGUUCUCUCUUUAAACGCUGUUUAAACUUGAUGCCAAAACGGGUGAAUAAAAAACUAUGCGUGCGCGUAUUUCUGUUUCUACCAAAGGAAGAAGGGAGUUUCUUCUUGUUAAAUGAAUAAUCAAUCCAUUUCACUAAAACAUCCCUACCAACAGGUGCUCGAAAGCAAACUAAACGCGCAUAAAAUAAGCCGAAUAUCAGUAUUAUAAUGGAAAAGUUCCACCUUGACGUGUACAUAUAUUUUUGGACGAGAACCAAAUCUCAUUCUAAAUAAUUAAAAGUAAUAUAAAUAUAUAUACAUUUUAAAAAAAUCAGCAUUUACUUGGUGAGUUGUGAUGAAAGAGGAAGAAGUUAUGCUGGGAUGUGAACUACGCAAACUACGUGUAUGUGCCUGAAAUUUGUCUAAUCUAUCAAUCAUUAGCUGAAAAUGAGAGUAAAUGAAUUAAAAAAACUAUUACCUGCUUAAAAAGGAAAAGAGUUCCGCACCGAUCAAAGAAAUUCUCAUUUCGCCGCGCAAAAUCACAAAUAUGCACUACAUUGGGGCCACAGAAGAAAGGAAUCAUAGUUAACCAAUAUUAUCAAAUCAAAACCCGAUAGAACCACUUUUAUUGCACAAAAUUAAAUGUGGCACAAGUGAAUAAAAUAUUUAAAAUCGCAAUCUUUUUCAUGUUCCAACAAAGGGGCUUUUUUAUCUGUCUGACUUUAGAUUAGUGAGGCUGUUUUAAAACAUCCAGUUUGAAUAAAGAUAUUUCGCGAACGGCAAAGAGUUUUGGAAGUUCAUUUGUGAUAAAAAUUUUCUUUACGAAUCCUAAGGUGUAAAAAUACAUCUGUUUGCCGUUGUCGAUGUUUGCUAAUAAAGGAAUGUCGUGUAA
Molecule: messenger RNA, 2908 nt
Organism: Cloeon dipterum
Lineage: Eukaryota; Metazoa; Arthropoda; Insecta; Ephemeroptera; Baetidae
Product: serine/threonine-protein kinase 32A
Exons: 11
Coding region: 12-1553 (513 amino acids)
Biological process (GO): protein phosphorylation
Molecular function (GO): ATP binding; protein kinase activity
Source: RefSeq, a predicted model, not a curated record